Messenger RNA from Adineta ricciae, 3747 nucleotides. Lineage: Eukaryota; Metazoa; Rotifera; Eurotatoria; Adinetida; Adinetidae. The record is from the annotation of a GenBank genome assembly.
AUGGCUUCUUCACAUAACAAACGAACUGAACCCGAUUCUAAACGUUCAUCAUUCAUGGUAUUCAUAGCGGGAGCGCAUUCAGCUGGUAAAACUUCCGUAGUCUUCUUUCCCAGAAAACUUGAAAAUCAACAUGAUUCCUUAUACACGAUGGGCUUAGAAAUCCAGAUUGUUCCUAUAAACAAUAACUCAGUUAUUUUACUCGACGAAGGCGGACGUUCAGCAGGUCGCGCAUUACAGCGAGCGUAUUAUCGACGAAUGACAGGAAUAAUCUAUGUAGUCGAUUCCAGUGAUCGAACAACGAUUGAAGAAACAUGUAAUGAACUGCAUCAGCUCGCCAAUGAAGAGGGAUUACGCACCAAACCUUUCCUCAUUCUUGCUAAUAAACAAGAUCUGCCAACUGCAAUGACACUGGACGAGUUAAAGGUAAAACUCAAUUUAGUCAAGUUGGAUGGGAUUAAAAAAUGGCAUUUACAUCCAACGUGCGCAAUUCGUGGUGAAGGUGUUCGUGAAGGAUUGGGAUGGCUGAUAGACGCCAUGCCCUUGCAUGGAGAUGACGAUCAGGAGGUAACGACAGCGUCGGGCGUUACAUUUCACCGUGCAUGUCUAGAAAAUUUGCUCGCAUCGAAAUCAGCGAGUUCUUCGAAGAAAUCUAAAGAUGAUGGAACUACCGCAAGCAAGUCGUCAAGCCAAAGUCAAUGUCGGAAGGGUGGUAAAUGUGACCAGAUCGGCGACAAGAAUCAUUGUCGCGAAUAUGAACAUCCAUCCUUUUGUCCUGAUGGAGGUCGGUGCAAGAAACAAACAGAAGAUCAUUUGAAAAUGUAUCGACACUUACCACUUUGCCCGCAGAGUCAUAAAUGUAUUGAUUAUCUGAAGGAAGUUAAAGAACAUUGUGAUCAAUAUCGACAUUUUGCUCCAUAUUGUCCAUACGGAAACAACUGUGCUUUAUUCCAUGACAAGAGUCAUUUCGAAGAUUUUCAGCAUCCAUUUCCACCUCCGUGUCCACAUACUCCAUUCGAAUGUCCAAUGCAUAGUGCUCUCUGUGAAUCAAAAAAUAAUCGAAGUCUUUCAACAGUCAUCCAACAACAUUGUCUGAAUUUUGCUCAUGUUUGCAAACUUGGACGAAACUGUCUUGAUCAAACACAAUUACAUCAAUCUAGAUCAAUUCAUAUUGCACGUCAAGUGUGUCCAUACGGUGAAAAAUGCAGUAUGGUUUCCGACGAAGAACACAUUAAUACAUUGACACACCCGCAUAUUCCUGAUAUUCGACCGUUAUGUCCAUACCGUGACGACUGCCGGGAGCCGGAUAAACUUGAGCAUAGACUUCAAUUUCGUCAUCAUAUCAUACAUGAGCCUGGCGUUGUAAGAUACUAUGGUACGAAUAAACAAGUAGAUUUUGUUCAGAACCACAGGAACAACGUAGAAUGUGUUAGUCGAUUUGUUAGCAAACAGAAUUGGAAGCCUUUACCGUCAGGCAUAAUACCUGAUGAAAUUGUUGAUUGGAUACGUACGGUACAACCCAUCCAUCGAUGUAACUUAGUUAUAUUUGAGUCUAUACUUCUCCAUGGCCAUGUAAUGAGUCGUGAAUACAUGGAGCACUUGAAGGAUCCAACGUUCGUUGCCAAUUCCGUCUUACAUCACAGUCGAAUCAGACGUAUUGAUGCUUUGAAAAUCAAAACAUAUGAAGAAGAUGCAAGAAAAUAUGUUACUGCGUUAGUUUGUCUCGAAUUUGGCAAGCAAGGAUUUCUAUCGAAAUCUGCAAAUCCGGAAAUAUUCGUCGCAUCAUCCUUUGAGGAUACAGUAAGAAAGAAAGAGAAUAAAUUAUCUGGUACAAUUCCAUCGAAUGACAUGAGAGCAUUACGCUCAAAAGCAAUUGAUAUUGCACGAGCAUCUAUCAAACUUCAUUCCGAUCCCGCCGGUAUUGGUUACGCCUCCGACAAAGCGUUAGGUACUGAUAAACUUGUUUUCAGUAUCCUUGGACCACAUAUGGGUCAUUAUUACGGUGAUAUAAUUAUCAUCUUUAAACGAGAGAUUUUGCAUCAUUGUGAUGCAAAUUUCUCUAUGCAAGCAGCUACGUCGUUUGUUAGCGGUAGAGCCUAUACAAUGCGACCAUGGUUGGGUAAGGAUCCGGGUUCUACUGCCGAACGAGUGAAACAUUAUCAUGCGACUAAAUUACAUGCUGGAGUGCCAGGCUAUGAGCAUGCUGCAGCACUGGAAUUGAUGGCACUCACUAGUUCACAAUUCAACUUGAAAUCAAUGGAUAUUACUCUUGAUCAAAUACUUCAACGAUGGCUUGCAGUUGAUUCUCAUCAAACGAUCGAAGCACAUCUACCUCAACUGAUUCCUUUAGACUAUAUUGAUCAUAUCUAUAUGCCAAGGAGUCUUUUUGAUCAUCUUAGUGAGGAUGCAAGAAGAGCCGUUGAGGCCGUAUUUAGCGAUCGCAUUACUAUUGCAGACCACAAAGUUGAACUAACGCCUGAUAAAGGAACAUUCGGGGCGACGCCAAGCUCGAAAGCACGAGCUGAUUACCAAGAGGCAGUUGUAAGAACGAUAUUACAGCGGUAUAAAAAGUAUACUCCUUCUUUAGCAUUGAGCUAUCUGAGAGGUAUAACAAUGACAAUACCUUCUACCAAUCUCGAUGAACACUAUGUUUUACCUCUCACAAUUUCGCAAGCGUACGCACAAUAUAAUUUCGAAGAGGCUCAUCCAUCAAAAGAUAAUAUAACUCAUAUCUACUGGAAAGCUUUACACGGUGAUAUGAUGUUAACGUUGUCAAGUGAAAAGAUUGAUCUAGAUGUGGAUCAAUCACAUUUACGUUGUUUAAUAUGCUAUGUUGCCGCAAAACCUAUUGCAAUUGACGAUCAAUAUCACGAACCGAUUUCUUAUCUUGCAGUUGGUCAUCCAUUUCAACAUGAAAUAAUCACGAGCAAAAAGAAAUAUGCAGUGAAAACAGAUACGUUUUACACUGGUUGUAACAAUACAGAUUAUUUUACUUAUUGCUUAGAGCUUCAUCUUUUGACUGGCUUUGUUGUUCUUGCACAUGCUGGACCAAAUGCGCUCUACAGCCGAGGUAUCAUGUGUUGUAGAUUCAGUCGAUCGGAUCUUGAUUUGACUAAAUUGAAUUUUAUUCAUGUGAGUGCUGGUAAUCAUAAAGUGCCGAUGAAAAAUUUAGUUAUACAUUUUACAAGACAACCCUCGAUGCACCCAACAUUCGAUAAAAGUUUCGGGAGCGCAUCAACGGCAAGCACAAGUGCAAGUGCCAGUUCAACAACAGAAUACGAUGAUUCGAAUCGACCGACGGUAAAGAGCAAACUCGAGUAUGAUCAUAUGGCAGACAAACGAAAGAGUGCUUCUGCUAAAACUCCGAAGUCACCUUUGAAACCGUGUAAAGAUAGCAUCUACUGUCUUCUUCAGUACUCGUCCGAUGUUCCAGAACAUAAUUUAACAUAUUCGCACCCAUGUCGUUAUUCAGAACUCUGCUCGGAAAGAGAACCUCAUCUUACUCAUGAACCACAUCGUGCUCCUAAAUGCGACAACGGUCGAAGUUGUGACAAGCUAGACGAUCCUGUCCACCGAGCAGCGUAUCGACAUACGAAUCUCCCAGAUUUUCUCAUACCAUGUUUCCAUCAAAGUAGAUGCAACAACAAAUCUAGUAAACAUCGCAAAGAUUAUUUUCAUGGUGAAAGAGUUUUAGAUAAAAUUACAACAACUUCGAAAACAGCAAAAGCGGACGAUUCCGACGAGAAUUAA